AAACUGUUACUGUCAAAUUACGUCAAGUUAUCAAUUCGGGUUGGGAUUUCCUAAUAUUUGGAAUUUAUUAAUUUUAACAGUAAAAACAACCAUAAUUAGUUUCUUAUAUUUAUUUCGCAUUUUCCGCAUUCUCUUUUAAUCAUGACUGACCAACAAAUGGAUUGUGCUUUAGACCUGAUGCGGAGGUUGCCUCCGCAGCAGAUUGAGAAGAACUUGACAGAUUUGAUAGAUCUUGUGCCUAGUAUGUGUGAUGACCUGCUCUCGUCUGUGGACCAGCCGUUAAAGAUUGCUCAGGAUCGUAGCACGGGGAAGGACUACUUACUGUGUGAUUACAACCGCGACGGAGACUCGUACAGGUCUCCAUGGUCAAAUACAUACGACCCGCCGCUUGAAGAUGGGUCGAUGCCGUCAGAGAGGCUGAGGAAGUUAGAAAUCGAUGCUAAUCACGCCUUCGAUCAGUACAGAGAGAUGUACUUCGAAGGUGGCGUCAGCUCAGUGUACCUGUGGGACAUGGAUCACGGAUUUGCUGGUGUAAUAUUGAUAAAGAAAGCUGGCGAUGGGUCCCAAAAGAUCAAAGGCUGCUGGGACUCCAUCCACGUGGUAGAGGUGAUCGAGAAGAGCUCCGGCCGCAAUGCGCACUACAAGCUCACAUCUACCGCCAUGCUGUGGCUUCAGACUAACAAGGAGAGCAGCGGGACCAUGAAUCUUGGGGGCAGUCUUACUAGACAGGCAGAACAAGACUCAGCAGUAAGCGAUGUGACUCCCCACAUCGUAAACAUUGGCCGCAUGGUCGAGGACAUGGAGAACAAGAUCAGGAACACGCUCAAUGAUAUCUAUUUCGGUAAAACAAAAGACAUAGUGAACGGCCUCCGGUCAGUGGUGCCAGCCGAGCUGGUGCAGCGCAAAGCAGCGCUUCAGCACGACCUGGCGCUCGCGCUGCAGCGCCGGCACGUCGCGCGCGACGACUGAGCUAUGACGUAUUUACAUGAGGUGGAGAUAUUGGGUAAAUUGUGUUAAUUAAGGAUCGCUCACGAAGAAAAGUGAAAUUACGAAAUUGUGGAAACUUAUGAAGGAUAAUUUAAUAAAAAAAAGUAUAUUUCUCGUCUAUUAAUAAAUAGUGUAUUGAAUUUAGAAAUAAAUCAAUGCGGCCAGUAUGGUGCUUUGAACAAAUAGUCCUUAUAUUUAUAUAUUUUUUCUUCAUAAAUAUUAUUGGAAUGUAAGCAUGUAAACUAUGUAAAAAAAUGUCUCAUUAUGGAAUUAAAUUCGCCCAAGUAUCAUCCAUCUCAUUUACAGUUGCAUUUUUUAUUGCUUAGUAUUUUCUUUUUUGUAGUAUAUAAACAAAAUGUAUUUUUAUCUUAAGGUUCUAUGUAAGAGAUACAACAUUACAUAAUUAUAAUGUUAAGGCAAUGCAACAAGCCAAUUUUAAUGUUGCAAUUGAUUUCACAUAAUAACAAUAGAUUUUAAUUGGCCUCUCUAAAUAUAUAUUUAUCCGCA
Molecule: messenger RNA, 1494 nt
Organism: Helicoverpa zea (corn earworm)
Lineage: Eukaryota; Metazoa; Arthropoda; Insecta; Lepidoptera; Noctuidae
Gene: cpb
Product: F-actin-capping protein subunit beta
Exons: 6
Coding region: 142-969 (275 amino acids)
Biological process (GO): actin cytoskeleton organization; barbed-end actin filament capping; regulation of lamellipodium assembly
Cellular component (GO): cytoplasm; F-actin capping protein complex
Molecular function (GO): actin filament binding
Source: RefSeq, a predicted model, not a curated record